Xenopus laevis (African clawed frog) is the source of this 1616-nucleotide messenger RNA. RefSeq names its product vomeronasal type-2 receptor 26-like. The record is from RefSeq and is a predicted model, not a curated record. NCBI's taxonomy places the organism in Eukaryota, Metazoa, Chordata, Amphibia, Anura, Pipidae. The transcript has a single exon. The coding region runs from base 732 to 1616 and encodes 294 amino acids.
UAGGAAAUAAAGGCAGAGGAGAAGGGCAAGGAAAACGUGAGUCAUAAGACUUCAUAAUAUCGUACAUUGACAUUUUGACUUACCAAUAGAGUAGUAGGAUAUGGGAUCUAAAUGGUCCCAAAUGGUCUGUAGGUUGGAAGGUAAGUCCUUCAAGAAGAUAAACUUCUGGCCACCAUUUAGUAUAUUGAAAGAGAGCUGCCAUGUUUCUUGUUUGUCCUGAAUUCUGUUUGCCUAGAAUUGUGCUUGAACUGGGGCUUAAACUGUUCUUAACUUCCAUGUCUCUAAGCUACUUGAUUUGCCUUUACCCAGUACCUUUCCAGUGUAGUCUCUUCAUCUAACCUUCUAGCAUUUUGCCAUGAGUUAUUGUAAUUGGUGAUGACCCUGCCAAUUGUCAUUUUGGUAAAUUUUCACUAAAUAAUAAUGCUUCGCUCUUUAGAAAAACUGCCCCAGAGACUGAGCUGAAAGGGCACAUAUAACUGUAACUUCCAUAUAUUACAAGGGUCUUAUAUAUAGUGUGAUUAUAAUUUUCAUGAAAUGAAUCAACACCAAUUUGGUCCACAUAGAAUAAAGAAAUUAUCCGAGAGUUCUAAAUAUGCAAAAUGCAUUUUCAAAUCUGUUUGAUGGCCUUGACUGCAUUAAAAUUCAAUUGGCACCUGGCUGAUAAGAAUGCCAAGUUUUGCCCCAAAUAAAACGUGUUAUUUUUUCCUUUUACUACAGAUGCUCAAAAUUGCAUGAAAUGCUCUAAAUAUGAAAAGUCAAAUUCUGGAAGAAACAGCUGCAUCCCAAGGAAUAUAAAUUACCUUUCCUAUGAAGAUCAACUGGGCGCUACUUUAUCCUUCAUCUCCAUAAUAUUAUCCAUCAUGUGUGCUGUAAUCCUGGGAAUCUUUAGAAAGUAUUGUCAGACUCCUAUAGUGAGAGCCAACAACCAAUAUCUCAGCUGUCUCCUCCUCAUCUCUCUCAUGUUGUGUUUCCUUUCCUCUUUAUUAUUUAUUGGGCGCCCCACACAGAUAUGUUGUAUCCUUCAACAAGUGAUCUUUGGGAUUGUGUUUACUAUUUCUCUUUCAUCUUUGUUGGCUAAAACUCUCACAGUUAUUAUUGCCUUCAAUGCCACAAAGCCUGGGAGCAAGCUGAAGAAGUAUAUAGGAACCCAACUGUCCAUCAUACUAAUCAUUGUAUGUUCUUUAGGUGAGACUGUGAUUUCUGCUGUGUGGUUGGCCUCCAAUCCCCCAUUUGCAGAGGCUGAUACUCUUUCUGAUCCAGACUAUAUAUUUCUGUUCUGUAAUGAGGGGUCUGUCAUCCUUUUCUUCUGUAUAAUUGGAUAUAUGGGAACUUUGGCCCUACUAUGUUUCAUUGUUGCAUUUCUAGCCAAGGAUUUCCCUGACCGAUUUAAUGAGGCUAAAAACAUCACUUUCAGUAUGUUGGUGUUCUGUAGCGUGUGGGUGACAUUUGUCCCUGCAUACCUGAGCAGUAAGGGGAGUAGAAUGGUGGCUGUGGAGAUAUUUGCCAUUUUAUCUUCCAGUGCUGGAUUGUUAGGCUGUAUAUUCAUUCCCAAAUGUUAUAUCAUUUUUCUAAAGCCUGAACUGAACACAAAAGACUCAAUUGUUAGAAAAUUAUAG